Sparassis crispa is the source of this 1986-nucleotide messenger RNA. RefSeq names its product Endoplasmic reticulum membrane protein. NCBI's taxonomy places the organism in Eukaryota, Fungi, Basidiomycota, Agaricomycetes, Polyporales, Sparassidaceae. The transcript has 9 exons. Gene Ontology annotation, cellular component: endoplasmic reticulum membrane. The record is from RefSeq and is a predicted model, not a curated record. The coding region runs from base 1 to 1986 and encodes 661 amino acids. Gene Ontology annotation, biological process: maintenance of protein localization in endoplasmic reticulum.
AUGCCUCCCACUUCAAGUUCACCCAAACGGAAACGCGUCAGGAGAUAUUUCUCUGCUUCUGCUGCAACUGGUGCACGAUGGAGCGCAAGGCUUGGCGGACAUACUUCUACAACGCGGUUACGACGCAAAGGAUCCUCAGGUUCCAUUACCAGCGAAGUUGAUAUUAACUCACCUGGUGGUGUCAAUGACUCUGGCGUGGAAGAGGGACACUCUUCCGCAAUUACAGAUGACGGCGUAGCAUUUCCUUCCACAGAGAUUCAUCCAGACUUACUCUCUGCCAUGAGGCCUCUAACGUAUGCUUCGCUUCCUCCAACACCCAUAUCUUCGUCUCCGCCUCUGCGUUCGUCACCACCACCGUUUUCCACGUCUUUCCCUUCAUUCACGUCGAGUGAAUUUCUUCACGAACCUCCUUUUUCGCUGUGGGAAUAUCUCCAAGAAGAGUUACUGGCCACAGACUUCGACUCUCAUCAAGAGCUCAAAUGGGAAAGGGUGAGCAAUUUUUUGAGUAUGCCUCUUGCAUUGGAGAAAAUUUUUCUGUUCGGUUUCGUCGUCUGUAUGGACUCUUUUCUCCACACGUUCACAAUUCUGCCCAUACGUUUCGUUGUCGCAUUAUGGCGACUCCUCACGAAUACCGUUACCCGCUCGUCACUGGCUCUUCCACCUUCACAGAAGGCUGAUAUCCUUCGGACUUUGUUGCUCGUAACUACUAUCGUAGCAUUAGCUCCACUUACAGAUGCUAGCAAGUUGUAUCACUUUAUUCGCGGUCAGGACUCCAUCAAACUGUACGUUAUAUUCAACGCGCUCGAAAUUGCGGACCGGCUGUGUGCAUCAAUUGGGCAGGAUAUAUUCGACUGCCUGUUCUCUCGCUCUACCAUGGAAAUUAUCUCCCACAGGAAGCCACCCACCUCCUAUAUCCUACGUCCAGUAUUAUUCUUUGUGUUGGCGGUGAUAUAUAACAUGGCACAUACUUUGGUCAUGAUCUACCAGAUGAUAUCCCUGAAUGUGGCAGUGAACUCCUACGAUAACGCCCUCCUCACUCUUCUCGUUUCAAACCAGUUUGUCGAGAUCAAAGGGAGCGUCUUCAAGAAGUUCGAGAAGGACAACCUCUUCCAGAUUACUUGUGCAGACAUUGUCGAACGCUUCUCUCUGAUGUUGAUGCUAUGCGUCGUCGCUUUUCGCAACCUCAUCGAGCUCAGUGGAUCAUCAUUCAAUUUCAGUGACGGUUUUGCUCUUCCGAAAAGCUUCGGAUGGUUCCGAGGCAACAACGUCAUCUGGACGAUCUCAUACCCUGUCCUGACGGUGAUGGUAUCUGAGAUGCUCGUCGACUGGUUGAAGCAUGCGUUCAUUACCAAGUUUAAUCACAUCCGCCCUUCCGUCUACGAGCGGUACACGGACGUCCUUUGCAGAGACCUUGCCAGCGGAAGCGCUGUUGGUCGGCGGCGAGGGGCGCGCAAACACAGCUACGUUGACCAGUCACCACUGGUCGCACGUCGGCUCGGGUUCGCGUCCCUCCCGCUGGCGGUACUUGCCAUUCUCACCGGCACACAGUCCAUCAACCUCCUGAUAUCGAUGCACACUGACGGCUCAUCUCCAUGGACGCGCCCGCUGUCACAGCUCUCGACCGACGAAAUCAUCAAUAUCGCCAAGUGGGCGGCUCUCUGUGUAUCGUUCUGGCUAUGCUUCGUCGUGGUCAAAAUCAUCACGGGUGUCCACCUCCUAAGCUAUGCCACACGGCGAAGAGCGGGAAUGGAGGCCCGCAAGGCAGCCGACGUAGUCAACGACUUUGGUCGAGACCCCAUCGGGGAAGGUAAGGAAGAACAGAGGUACAAUCGCGAACUGAAGGCGCUGCUCGAUGACAAGCGCGAUGACGCUACUCCUGUAGCUGACAUCGGUGAACGUCCACCAGGUGAUCAGAGUGGAGGAAAGCGCAAGCGGCUGCCACUGGAGGAGAUCACUAGAUUCACUAUGGUGAAACGUAUCUGGUAG